AUGGCCAACCAAGAACAAACCAAGACCAACUAUGAUAAUCAAAAGGUUCUGAUCACUAGGACCAUGGCUGUCCAUCCAAGAUCUCCUCUUCCUCAACAGAAAUUCCUCCAUCUCUCUAACUUAGAUAGAAAGUGCCCACAGCUCAUGUACUUGGUGUUCUUUUACAGAUCAUCUCCACCCCACAACAUGCUAUUCAAUUCCUUAAAGCAAGGUCUUGAGGAUACUCUGUCGGCUUGGUUUCCAGCUGCAGGGAGACUGAUUAUUAAUCCUGAUAAUGGAAAGCUUGAUCUUUUAUGCGACAAUAAUUCUGGUGUACUUUUAGUUGAAGCUUUCACUAAAAUACACAUCUCUGAGCUGGGGGACCUUUCUCAGUAUAAUGAAUUCUUUGAGAGACUGGUGGUUAAUUCUCCCUUCUCAGCUGACAAUUUAUCUGAGAUGCCUCUUCUUGUUGCCCAGGUGACUAGAUUUGGUUGUGGAGGUUAUUCAGUCGGAGUGGGAACAAGCCAUUCAAUAUUUGAUGGGGUGGCAAACUACAAUUUCGUUAAGGCAUGGGCUUAUAAUACAACUAAGAGAGCAGGGAAAGAUAAGGAGGUAGAGUUCUUAUCAUUUGAACCAGUGCAUGAGAGGGGAAGGCUUGUUGUAGGCCAUAAUGGAUAUGGAAAAGAGAAGAAACCAAAAGCUGAAAUUCAUGGAAAAAUUAUGAUGACAAGGGUGAUAGCUUUUGAUCACUUACACCAACUCAUUAUGCAGGCUUCAAGCUCCUUGAAAUCAGUAAUGGAUCCUUAUAAUAGGCGCUCAAGUGGUAAGCAGGAAGAUUUUGUUCUUAAAACGUUUGGUUUGAGCAGUUCUAUGGUGGAGAAACUCAAGAGAGAGGUAACUAGCAGCAGUAAGGGUGCUAGCAGUUCUUGCUCUUCGUUUGAGGUAGUUGCAGCCCAUCUAUGGAAGGCCAGGACUAAAGCCCUUGGAAUCGCAAAGGAGAGGAUGGUAUGUCUCCAAUUCACUGUGGACAUAAGAAACAAGAUGGAUCCUCCUCUCCCCCAAUCCUUCUCAGGCAAUGCUUUUGUGCUCUGCUCUGUUGCAUCCACAGCAGGUGAGAUCAUAAACAUAAAACUUACAACUCUUGUGGACAAGAUAAAGGAAGCAAAGUUAGUGGUGAAUGAAGAAUACAUACAAGCCUAUCUGAAGGCUCUUGAGGCUCCCCAAGGUGAGCUUCCUCCACUGCUAGAGCUCACCAUCGUUUCUGAUUGGCAGCGUAUGCCGUACCAUCAGGUCGACUUCUUUGGGCGCAGCGGAGCCAUUUAUGUGUCGCCGCUUGGCUCGCCGGUUCAGCAAGUUGCUUUCUUCAUGCAGAGGCCAGGGGAUGUUGGAGGGGUGGAUGUGAGGAUUGGGUUACCCAAGUGCAGUUUACUUGCUUUCAACCAGUAUUUCAUUGGAGCUUCUUGAUGCUA
This is a messenger RNA of Dendrobium catenatum, 1448 nucleotides long. Its product is annotated as brassinosteroid-related acyltransferase 1. The record is from RefSeq and is a predicted model, not a curated record. Lineage: Eukaryota; Viridiplantae; Streptophyta; Magnoliopsida; Asparagales; Orchidaceae. The coding region runs from base 1 to 1443 and encodes 480 amino acids. Gene Ontology annotation, molecular function: acyltransferase activity, transferring groups other than amino-acyl groups. The transcript has 3 exons.